Aspergillus affinis is the source of this 576-nucleotide messenger RNA. RefSeq lists its product as uncharacterized. NCBI's taxonomy places the organism in Eukaryota, Fungi, Ascomycota, Eurotiomycetes, Eurotiales, Aspergillaceae. The record is from RefSeq and is a predicted model, not a curated record. The transcript has a single exon. Bases 1 to 576 code for a protein of 191 amino acids.
AUGACCAUCAACAUGUCCCCAGCAUCCUCGAUCUCCAUCAGCCUUGAAGUCGAUCCUCCUCGCUUUCCUCCCCACCGCAAUAAGCGAACGCAGUCUCCUUCCAUCUCCGUCCGCGCCGUCUCCCACGCGACCGCACCGAUCACCAUAUUCACCUGGCCCACUAUUUUCAACUUGGCGCUUGCUCAAAGGCGUGAUAAUUUUGAGUGUUUUGAUAUAACUGCCGAUGCUCCCGUGCGCGUCAAUUUGACCAAAGGCCCCAAACGACGAGGGUUCAGCCGUGAACGGGGUGGCCAUGAUGAUCGCUUCUUUUGCACCUUGCUGCCCGAGACACCCGUCGUUUUUGUUGAUUCGUUUAAAGUUGCCAAUAGGGUCCUUCCAGACCAUGACGAGACCUCGGUCCUUCAAUCAGGGCAUCGAUAUACUUAUGCGGUGCGCGAAGGAGAGGCUAUGACCUGGUGGGGAUGGGGAACCAAAGACGAGGUUAUGGCCCCGUCGGAUCAACCGGAGGCCUUGGGAGAGCCAAGUGGUGGCCCAAUCGACCUGCAGCCCAUCGCGGUGGAAUUUGAGGUGGAAUAA